This is a messenger RNA of Debaryomyces tyrocola, 2091 nucleotides long. The record is from the annotation of a GenBank genome assembly. NCBI's taxonomy places the organism in Eukaryota, Fungi, Ascomycota, Pichiomycetes, Serinales, Debaryomycetaceae.
AUGGCUGAAAAUAAGGGGGAAAAUGCUAAUUCACUUUCAGAUCAAGCGGACAGCAAUCAGAGUUUUGGAGAUGUAGAUGAACGCAUACCGAGAUUAGUGAGAAUAUCAUCAUUGCAUCCCAAUUAUGUGAGACAGAACUUGAGUCUGACAGUCAGUCCUGUGAAACUUUUGCUCGACGAAGACUUGAUGUUGAUGACGAAGGACUGGAGUCAAAUGGAGAUGGAAGAUGAGAGGAGAUUAGUGCUCUUUAAGUUCAAGAGGGAAACACCUACAGAUUAUUAUAUCACUUUUGAAACAGUCAGCAAACAAGAGUUUACACACGAACAGCCCAUAAUUUCUUGUAUAUUUUGGAAAGAGAAGAACUUGCAUAUUGCAACGUCCGUUGAUAUUAUAUUGAUAUUGGAAUAUUUGGUAGAACAAAGCUUUACGAUAGAGGAGAAAAAUAGAAUACGGAGGAAUUUGCAGUCCCUAAGACCAUACACUGUUUCUCGUUCCAAUAAGUCAUGCCAGCGGUUUUUUAACGUAUUGAUGGGUAUGGAAGAUCCAAGACCCCGGAACAUCGAGAAGGACCUUAAGGUAUUCAAAUGGAGUGAUUUGUUCAAUGCCUUUAAUAAAGUGAUAUCUAAGUAUUCGACGAACAUGUCAAAAGAUGUUACUCCUCUGGGGGACGGUAGUAUUGCUCAGAACAAAUCUCUUCCUGCUCUUGGCGAUUCAGAUAUACUUGGGGCGAACGGUGGUGGUAUAUCUAAGGGUCGUAGUGAUGAUGGGUUGAUUGCAAGUAGUAAGAAUAGUGAAAUGCCAUCAUUUUUACCGAAUGAAAGAUUAAAGAUAUUGAAAAGGAAAGUUACCCAAUCAAGAAACCUGAAUCAGUUGAGUAUAAAUGGAAGGCAUAAAUUAUUUCAACAUGCCAUUACUCCAGCGGAUCCUAUCCCAAUUAGACACGACAAUGAUAAAACCAAUGGGGAUUUCAAGCUCGAUAAGGAACAGAGUUUCGAUAGCGAUAAUAGUGAGAAAGUUGGUAAGAACUACACCUAUGAAGAUAUUAGACAAAAUGAGGAUUGUUACAAACAGAAAGCGAAUACUUCUCUCAAAGGACUGGAACCAAAAGUUAAAAUGCAAACUUCUAUAACAGGAGAUGAAUUACCGGAUAAUUUCAGCUCACAAUCAGUUUCUGGAUCAGAACUAAAUUCGAGACUAGGUAGUUAUAGCUCAAUGCCAGUUUCUAUAUCCCCGGCUUCUGAUUCAACAAAUUCCAAUGCCAUUUCUAAUAGUAAUAUCAAUGCAAAUAAAAAUACCAAUACCAAUACCACUACUGAUCCUAAUACUAAUACUAAUACUAAUACUAAUACUAAUACUAAUACUAAUACUAAUACUCAUACUCAUACUAAUACUAAUACUAAUACUAAUACUAACACUCAUACUCAUACUCAUACUAAUAUUAAUACCAAUGCAAAUACUACUAAUUCAAAUGAAUCCUCAAGUAGUCAUUCUUCGAAUGUAUUCACUAAUGACAGUUCGAGGAGUACACAAUUAUCUCUGGAUGUCCCAUAUACGAGCAGUAUUGGGUCUAAUGCAGGAAAGAAAGUGCUGUCGGAUCAAAUGCUUGACGAUAGUAGCAAACCUUUAAGCAACGGUCGAGUAGGACAAGAAAAUUAUUCGAAAGAAUGUCAUCGUACUCCUUACUUUCAAUAUCCGUCACAGUCGCAAUUAUAUAAUGAUGCUGAGUAUAAACCGUUGAGUACUAAUAAUGUUCGAAUCCACGAGGAGAAAACAACAGAUGGAAAAAUUGACAAGGUGAAACUUCCUCCCAUAGAACCUAGCAUAAAUACAUUAAGAGAGAGAGGAAUUGAUUUACCAUCUCUAAAAUCGCUGAGUGGCGGCCAAUUUCAAUUUAAUGGUCCAUUGCCUGGUCCCAGUGAGAUUCAAUCAAAUAUAGAGGAGUAUAGAAAGCAACCUAAUACUGUUACCCCUAAUGUUAUUACUCAGCAGGUUGCCAGUGGAACAGAAGGCUCUGUGGUGAAUUUGAAUCCAAUUACUGACUUAUUUCGCCCACCCGGCGCCAAUAAUAGCGCCAAUAAUAAUUUGAUUUAA